Molecule: messenger RNA, 231 nt
Organism: Clonostachys solani
Lineage: Eukaryota; Fungi; Ascomycota; Sordariomycetes; Hypocreales; Bionectriaceae
Source: the annotation of a GenBank genome assembly
AUGGAUCGCACGAACCGGGGUGGUUGGUUGUUGGGCGAGGAAAAGGCCUCAAGAGCCGAAUUAAUGCUGGGCGGAGCGGAUGAGGAAGCGCCUACGACAUCUACAAGCAGGGCGGCCAUCAAAACGACGACAAUUGGGAAUGACGGGGUGAGAUACUGCCAAGGUCAGUACCCUUACGUGAUGGGAUACAUGCGCUGGCACAUGCUAGAGCAAGCAAGGGGCGGGAGCUGA